AUGACACAGGUGAGUGUGAGAGUGUUUCUCAGGCAGGUGUGAGUCGCGUGGCUUCAGGUGAGCAGCUCUGGAGAAAUAAUCCUGCUGUUUCACACAGAGGCGCGAGCGCGUGAGCGCGUCACUAUAAGAGCGCGUGGAGCUCAAGCGCGCUCACGCUCACUCUCAGUGCAGGACACGGACGCGCAGCGGAGCUGUAACGAUGCUGGCUGUGAUCCGGCUGAUCUUCAUCCUCUGGACCUUCAUCUUCAUCAGCGCGGAGAAGGUCUUCCACAGCAGAGAUCAUUCAGAUGCGAUGAACGACAUCCGUCAGGCGGAACUCAUCACCGACACCGACACUGCACAGAGGUUUCUGUCUAAGUACGGCUUCAUAAGAGACGGAGAUGAUCCUCAGAUCCCAGCGGGUCAGACCGAGGUCAGUCUCUCUCUGGACCUUCAGGAGGGAGGAAGCGUGUCCAGAUCCAGCAGCCCUGAUCUCCGGUUCAUCUCGGCCCUGAAGGAGUUCCAGCGGGUGUCCGGUCUGCCCGUCUCAGGUGUGUUUGAUGACGUCACCAAAGCAGCCAUGAAUAAACCCAGGUGUGGCGUCCCGGACCAGGACGAGGAGCUGGAGUCUGCCGAACAAGAGCUGAACGAGACGGCCGAGUCCAACAGCACCACAACACACAAUCACACUCAUGCUGCAGCUAAUAAUACUGAACCUCCCGGGCGGAAACAGCGCCACCUAGCGGCGCUUCUGAGGAGCAGGAGGAGGAGAGAUGCGAGCGAGUGGAAGGGACACAUGGCCUUCUCUAAGAGUCUGCUGAAGUGGCGUCUGAUGGGAGAAGGUUACAGCAGUCAGCUGUCCAUCGACGAGCAGAAGUACAUCUUCAGACUGGCCUUCCGCAUGUGGAGCGAAGUCUCUCCGCUGCAGUUCGUGGAGGACGUCGACUCGCCUCUGGAGGACAUCGACAUCCGACUGGGCUUCGGGACAGGUCGUCAUCUGGGCUGCUCUCAGCGGUUCGACGGCGCCGGGCGAGAGUUCGCUCACGCCUGGUUCCUCGGGGACAUUCAUUUCGACGAUGAUGAACAUUUCACCGUCCCAAACACAGGCAGCGGGAUCAGUCUUCUCAAGGUAGCGGUCCAUGAGAUCGGUCAUGUUUUAGGGCUUCCUCACAUCUACCGCUCCGGAUCCAUCAUGCAGCCCAGUUACCUUCCUCAGGACGCCGGCUUUGAGAUCGACUGGAUGGACCGCAAAUCCAUCCAGAGCCUGUACGGUGAGUGUAAGGGCCGCUUCAGCACCGUGUUUGACUGGAUCAGGAAGGAGCAGACGGCGUACGGCGAGGUGGUGGUGCGGUUUAACACCUACUUCAUGCGAGACGGCUGGUACUGGCUCUAUGAGAACCGUAACAACAGAACCCGCUACGGGGAUCCGGUGGCGGUGCAGGUGGGCUGGCACGGGCUUCCCUCCAGCGGCGUGGACGCUUACGUUCACGUGUGGAACCGCAAAACAGACGCUGUCUACUUCUUUAAAGGCGUGCAGUACUGGCGUUAUGACAGUGAGAACGAUCAGGUGUUCACUGAAGACUCAGACGGCCGCUCGUACCCUCGUCUGAUCUCUGAAGGCUUUCCCGGUGUGUCUGGACCAGUGGACACAGCAUACUACGACCGGAGAGAUGCUCACAUCUACUUCUUCAAGGGCUCACAGGUGUUCAGGUUUGAUGUGCGCAUGCACCGCUUGGCUUCUUCUUCCCCACAAAAAAUCACAGAGGUGUUUCCCGCCGUUGUCCCCGGUAACCAUCCCCUCGGUAACCUGGAUGCGGCGUAUUUCUCGUACUCACACAACACAGUGUUCCUGCUGAAGGGCUCGUGGUUCUGGAGGAUGGUGAGCGGCAGAGAUCGCAGACGGAGCGCCUCGCUGCCACCGAACGGCCUCAUGCCCCGCAGAGAGGUGGAGCAGCAGUGGUUCGACAUCUGCGACGUCCACAGCAGCUCUCUGAGAACCGCACGCAGAUGAUGAGAUCUGAUCUCAGAUCAGCCUCAUGCUGAAUGAGGAAGCCUGCAGCACUUGAACUGAACGGACGCUGAGCGCAUGAGGACGUUCAUCUGAAUCUGGGAUUUCCAGAUGAGUUCAAAUAUACAAUUGAAGUCUCCGGAGGUUUAAGUUAAAGCAAUAGUUCACACAGAAAUGAACAUGUGCUGUAAAUGUGUUCAUUCUGAGUUCAUCAGAGAUCAGGAUGAGUUUGUUUCUUCAUCAGGUUUGUAGAAAUGUAGCACUGCAUCAGUGUCUCAU
Messenger RNA from Carassius auratus (goldfish), 2266 nucleotides. RefSeq names its product matrix metallopeptidase-21-like. The coding region runs from base 200 to 1990 and encodes 596 amino acids. NCBI's taxonomy places the organism in Eukaryota, Metazoa, Chordata, Actinopteri, Cypriniformes, Cyprinidae. Gene Ontology annotation, cellular component: extracellular matrix. The record is from RefSeq and is a predicted model, not a curated record. Gene Ontology annotation, molecular function: zinc ion binding; metalloendopeptidase activity. The transcript is spliced from 7 exons. Gene Ontology annotation, biological process: proteolysis; collagen catabolic process; extracellular matrix organization.